Molecule: messenger RNA, 2746 nt
Organism: Aureobasidium musti
Lineage: Eukaryota; Fungi; Ascomycota; Dothideomycetes; Dothideales; Saccotheciaceae
Source: the annotation of a GenBank genome assembly
GGCGUCUGCGAGUGUUGGACUCGGAAUGUCAACCAACUCGUCGCUGGUGCCGUCGUCGACGGAUCUGCUGCUCCUCGUGCCCCGCCUGGCGCGCAACAUGGUCGACCUGGCCACGCGCUGGAUACCCACCGACAACAUGACCGACUCUGCGACCGACCAUCUGCUUAACGCCACUGCUACUGCCGUCCACCAAACCGCUUCUUCAACCGCUGCUUCUGCUGCUACCACUUCCUCCUCUGGCUACUUGUCGUUCCUCAGUCUUCCCUUCUCGGCCGAUGCCAUCAAAGGCUUUGGCGGCAUGUUCGCAUACAUCGGCUCACGCUGGGCUCUGGCGACCUUUGCCAUUAACCUGAACCCCCGCUGGCACACCCGUUUACUCCUAUACUCGGCUCCCAUCUUGCUCCUCUCCUACCACAUCUUGUCCAUCCUGCAAGCCCUCAAGUGUCAGACAUCCCCCGACUACCCUCUGUUACGAUAUGGCGACCCGAACAAGCACCUGGCCAUCAACUUUGGCGGCGAAGGUGGCUUUGUAUACCACUUGAGCUCCAAGCUGCUGUUCUGGAAGUCGGAUGCCGAAUGCUGCCGCGCCAUGAACAUGGCCCUCCAGGGUGACAAGUUCCUCGAUGUCAUGGGCUCAUUCUCGCUUCUCUGGCCCCUNUUUCUGGCCCUCUGCUUUAGUCAAUUCAUUGAAAUACUGAGCUGUGCUCUUCAAGGGAGGCAACCCUUGCCCGAGACUGGCAUGACGACCUUUGAACACUCUUUGGCUUUUGCUGAAUCAGAAGCCAUGCUUACCAAUGCUAUUGGCUUGAGUAUUUUUGGCCCAGCUGACUCGACCCCUCACACUCGCCCCACCGCUGACCCAGCCGACCCUUCAGACCUGUCCAGUAUACUGUUGACCAAGUCCAUGGUUCUUCAACGCCUCAAUGUUCCUUCUGAAGUGUUGCUCAUCGCUCUAAUCUCUUGCAUGAGCCACAUCAGUAGUGCCGUGCUCGCCAUCACUGGUAGGAGACACCAGCUGCGCCUGGUCAACACGGCUGUUUGGGCUAUAUGCUACAUGGCUGCUUUCUGCUGGAGCUUUGUCAACGCCCUCUCUAGCCCUCUCGGUUCGCAUGAUGUCAGCAUUCUUCGCUUUCCGACUGUCUGCAUCAUCGGCUUUAUUCCUCACAUGCUUAUCAUUCUAGGCAUACUAGUAUGCUCAUCGAUUUAUGGUGUGGCUCUGUUGCUCAACGCGAUAUCGCUUCCGCCGAGUGCACCACCGAAUCCAUCCAUCAAAGAGCGCUUUUCGAUUGCUUUCAACAAUAUGCAAGCCAACGUUCAAUUCUCAUCUGUCUCGUCUAUGAGGCUCAGUUGGAGUGAAGACUUCUAUACCGUUCUGCUAAAGAUCGGCUUCAAUGUUCUCACUGCCGCAAGCGAGUCCGUCUUUCUGAACGAAGGAAGCAAGAUUCAAAUUCAUGCGAUGACCUGGCUCGAAGAGGAACGAAUGCAAGAGUUCACUUCCAUGUUAGAGGACCGUCGCCGAGCAAGUUUGGUUCCAUCUGACUUGCUUGAUGAACGUAUUGCAAGGGGCCUCAGCUUCACUGACCACAAGACCAUGUCCUCAACAUCAGGCUUUGCUGUUGAGCGAAGAUCGAAAUCUUCCACGGAAUCCGCUAGCAAUAGAACCUUGAACAACGAUAACGGACUGGGAAUUGCAGAACGUCGUGGCAGAUGGCAACUCAGCUUUGAGUUCCUGAAAGGUCUGCUCUGGUUGCUCAUUCGCAUCAACAGUCGUCUUGCCUUGAAGUGUCUUUCGCGGCUGGGUGUCGAGAGAACGCCCAACUGGCUGACCAGGGCCGCCGACUACGGACACCCAGCUGCUUCUUCCUCAUCAUCAAAACCCCGAAACGGACAACGAGCGUCAACGCCUGACUUCUGGCUAGUCUCUGAGAAGGGCGUCUUAUCUUUGCCAGAGAAUGGUGAUAUUGACGUCGAAGUCGAGAUGUGCAGGCGACUGCAGGCUCCUCCAGGUAAUGCUACCGAAGAGGACGCUGUUGAUGCCGAUUUGUACAACUGGUGGAAACGUGGUGGAUGGUGGGGAGAUCUGGACACCAGUGGUACUUACGAAGCUCGAGAGCAAGAUGACGAUACAACCAGCAUGAUCUCCAUGUCGUCAAGCGCCCUUAGCGAAGCCAAUUCAGAGGACGACAGUGGCAGAAGGACACCGACGCAAGAAGAUUACAUCCGUAGUCGAGAGCCGACCCCUGCAACAGGGUUCGAAGUGGCAGACCUAGCUCGACUAUUGGACCCAAGAACAGCAGCGGACAAGGAAGAAGCACAAAUGCUUGCACGCCAUCUGCAAAGUGAGAAGCCCAUGACCCGCUCACAGUACCGUCAACGAACGAAUCGUGAAAAGGCGCGAGUGCUGGACGUCCCAUACCUGGAAUCAGCGUUCAGCGAAGGCGUAGAAGGAGUCUCAAGUCCAUCGGCCGAAGUAGAGAAUUUGNNGAGGUUUCUCCUCGAACGUCGUCUGGCUAAACGUCCCGAAGCGGAAGGAGGUGCUGGUUCAUGGGACUCUGGCGCCGAAGGCAUGGGAUCCAGUGGACCACAGUGUGUCGUCUGUCAGAGCAGUCCUCGGGUCAUUGUUGCAUGGCCCUGUGGAUGUCUCUGUGUGUGCGACGAGUGCAGAGUGGGCGUUGCUACGCGGAACUUCACCAAGUGCAUGUGUUGCAGGACCAAAGUGGUGGCGUACUCCAGGCUCUAUGUUCCA